UUUGUUUUGUUUUAAUCUAAUCUCCGGCGGAGCAAAGUUUUCAUUUUUAUUUUUGGGGUUUUUUAAAAAAUGGAUUUGGAUGAGGAGCACGACGACCAAGACGAUGAAGUAAUAGAGGAGAUGCCCAUCGCCCACCACUUCGACGCCACACCGCCGCCGCCCGGGGAGGGUUCAUCGGCGGCGAGGAAAACCGGAGGCGGCGGAGGAGGAAUAGGAGGAGGUAAUAUUAGAUAUAAAGAGUGUUUGAAGAAUCACGCCAUCGGAAUCGGAGGGCAGGCGGUGGAUGGGUGCGGCGAGUUUUUACCGGCGGGAGAAGAAGGGAGUAUAGAUGCACUAAAAUGCGCCGCGUGUAACUGUCACCGGAAUUUCCACCGGAAAGAAACGGAUUCAGAUCAGGGACAUUACUAUAACCUACACCAACAUCAUCAAUUUUCUUAUCGUGGGCCCCCACACCCUUCUGCUUACGUGUACUUGACAGGUGCUCCAAUUCAGCAGAGGCCAUUGGCGUUACCGGCGGCAGUGUCAGGGAGAGAGGAGGAGGAUAACACAUCUAAUCCGAGCAGUAGCGGCGGCGGAACUGGGUUGUUGAAGAAGAGAUUCCGGACAAAGUUCAGCCAAGAACAAAAGGAGAAAAUGUUGGAGUUUGCUGAGAAAGUUGGGUGGACAAUUCAAAAACACGAUGAGGCUGACGUGGAAGAGUUCUGUCGGACCACCGGUGUCCGGCGGCAGGUGCUCAAGGUUUGGAUGCAUAACAACAAGCAUACUUUGGGGAAGAAGUGCUCAAAUGAUUAGGGUUUCAUAAAGUUUGUGAGUUUGAAAUAACCCAUUAUUUUGUUCUUCAUGUUCUUCACAAAAAAAAAAAAAAAAA
Molecule: messenger RNA, 868 nt
Organism: Cucurbita pepo subsp. pepo (vegetable marrow)
Lineage: Eukaryota; Viridiplantae; Streptophyta; Magnoliopsida; Cucurbitales; Cucurbitaceae
Product: zinc-finger homeodomain protein 2
Biological process (GO): regulation of DNA-templated transcription; regulation of developmental process
Cellular component (GO): nucleus
Molecular function (GO): DNA-binding transcription factor activity; transcription cis-regulatory region binding
Source: RefSeq, a predicted model, not a curated record